GCAUCCAUAGUAAACGGCGUUUUGGGGCAGCAAAAGUGGACAGACGGGAUGGAGAUUUAUUUCACUACCGAAUGUUGAUACAUUUCGUUGCAAUGUUUCCAUUGUGUUCCCGGAGAUCUCGUGUUGCUCAUUUCGAGGCGAAGCGUUCCAUUAGAAUGUUUUGGAUUUUGUUGUGGUGUGAAAUUGACACAACUGCCUGGUAACCAGGUUUGUUGCUAUCAGGCCGGCCUUCCCUCACUAUGUAGUCGAAAAUUUAUACUUGUGAUUGUUCUCCCCUCUACAACUUUAAUUAAAACCUCGCAACAUAUUUGACUUGUAAUCGUUUUAUUCCCUGACAAGGUAGACUUGUCUUCCGGAACUAUUUUUCGAAUAUGUGCGUGUACUUCAAAUGUUAUAGUCGUAGCACAACUCUUUUCGUGAGUGCCGGGAACUUUUCCGAAGGGUCUGGACCGGCUAGUUGAACACUACGGGAAUUACAUGUGUGAGCUUUGAGCUAAUCACGAACGUCGUUUACCAACUGGUAUUUAAUUUCCCAGUGUCCGAGGAGGAGGGGGAAAAAUCGUGAUUUGUGCGAGUGUUUGGACGUAAAUAUUCUUCCUGGAGUUUGGAAAGAAUGCGAAUUAGUAAAGGCUACAGGGUGAAUGGGAGUUCAUAUCCUCAACUGGCUGACGGUGUUACCUGCUGUGUUGCUGCUGCUUCCCUACUCAACCCCUGCAGUCGUGUGUAUCUCGUGGAACUAUGGACCAAGAAUAUGAGCGGAGGCUUCUUCGACAAACACAUUUCCAAAAUGUCUCAGAAAAUAUGCUUUCUCCGGCUGCCUUGAGUACACGACAUGUAACCUCAAACUCGCCAGCAACCCUUCCUCGCAAGACAGGCGACCGAUUUAUACCAACGAGAGCGAGUUCCAACUGGAGCAUCAACUUCCAUACUAUAAAUGAAAAUGGAAAAUCCCCAAACCAGAAUCGAAAAACAAAAGAAGCAAAUUCUGACAAUGGGAAAGAUGGUGUGGCAUAUGCGGCCUUACUAAAGAACGAGUUACUGGGAGCAGGCAUUGAAAAAGUAAGUGACCCACAAACUGAAGAUCGGAGAUUCCAAAUGCCAAUGCAGGAGCGACGUAAUCUAUUCAGAUAUGCCUUGAGUACGAAGAGAUCUACUACUGAAAGUGGGAAUGAGAUUUCACCGUAUUCAUUAUCCCCUGUCAGUAAUAAAAGUCAAAAGCUAUUGCGGUCACCACGGAAACCAACAAGGAAGAUUUCAAAGAUUCCAUUUAAGGUUCUGGAUGCUCCAGAAUUGCAGGAUGACUUUUACCUCAAUCUAGUGGAUUGGUCAGCAGCAAAUGUCUUGAGCGUUGGUCUCGGUGCAUGUGUUUACUUGUGGAGUGCGUGCACCAGUCAGGUAACAAGGCUAUGUGACCUCUCCAUAGAUGGAGACUCUGUUACAUCUGUUUGUUGGAAUGAGAGGGGGAGCUUUGUGGCUGUGGGCACCCAUAAAGGGUAUGUGCAGAUCUGGGAUGCAGCGGCUGGGAAGAAGCUGACUUCUCUCGAUGGACAUUCCGCCAGAGUUGGUGCUUUGGCCUGGAAUGCUGAUCAACUCUCAUCAGGUAGUCGAGACCGUCUCAUUCUACAGAGAGACGUGCGAACACCCCCACUUCAGUCGGAGCGCAGGUUACAAGGUCACAGGCAGGAAGUUUGUGGGUUAAAGUGGUCUCCUGAUCACCAGCACCUGGCCUCUGGGGGCAAUGACAACAAGCUAUUUGUGUGGAACAAUUCCAGUCUGAGCCCAGUCCAGCAAUAUACAGAACAUUUAGCUGCUGUAAAGGCUAUUGCCUGGUCCCCCCAUCAGCAUGGGCUACUGGCUUCAGGAGGGGGCACUGCUGAUCGCUGCAUCCGGUUCUGGAACACACUGACCUGUCAGCCGCUGCAGUGUGUUGACACAGGCUCCCAGGUCUGCAACCUUGCCUGGUCGAAGCACGCAAACGAACUGGUUAGUACACACGGCUAUUCCCAGAAUCAGAUCUUAGUGUGGAAGUAUCCAUCCUUAACGCAAGUUGCCAAACUAACAGGGCAUUCAUAUAGAGUGCUCUACCUGGCUAUAUCACCAGAUGGCGAGGCUAUUGUGACAGGCGCAGGAGAUGAAACUUUACGGUUUUGGAACGUUUUCAGUAAAACCCGCUCUACAAAGUGCGAGGUGGCUCCUGAAAUACAGGAAAUGGUCAACAUUUUCCAAGAUCUCACCAUGAAUCUUUAUUGUCAAAGUGCAGCAUCGUUCAGUGGAUACAGAUCUUUGAUGAACCUCGUGCAGAAUGGACUGCUACUCCCAGAAUGGCGAGGAGGUUCGAGGAAGACUGAGCCACUGGGACACACCGGAGCCCACCAGCGCCAACGUGUGAUCAAGACUGGGCUGCCAAGAAGCCCCUCUAUUGAAGUUGAGUGGCCAGGGCAAGCCUGAGAUGCCAGUGCCUCUUCCUGCCCACAGACAACAAGGGAUUGCUCUCGCACACAGGAUAACCGAGAGACCACCAGCGCCACCUCUUCAAGCCCAAAGCUGAGCCACCAGGAUAAACCUGAGACCGCCUCUCAAGGCAAGGGUGAACUGUAUGGAAAACCCUCAGAUCACCAUGCCUCCUUCUUCGAAGUCUAGGAUUGAGCUGCUGGGAUAAGCUCCAGUUCGCCAGCGCCACCACACAUGCGUCCUGACAAUAAGGGACAGUGCACCCAUGUGGUGGUCCUGGACAUUCUUACCUCUGUAAAU
This is a messenger RNA of Leucoraja erinaceus (little skate), 2751 nucleotides long. RefSeq names its product fizzy-related protein homolog. Gene Ontology annotation, cellular component: anaphase-promoting complex. The record is from RefSeq and is a predicted model, not a curated record. Gene Ontology annotation, biological process: positive regulation of anaphase-promoting complex-dependent catabolic process; positive regulation of ubiquitin protein ligase activity; anaphase-promoting complex-dependent catabolic process. Gene Ontology annotation, molecular function: protein binding; anaphase-promoting complex binding; ubiquitin ligase activator activity. The transcript has 16 exons. Bases 739 to 2448 code for a protein of 569 amino acids. NCBI's taxonomy places the organism in Eukaryota, Metazoa, Chordata, Chondrichthyes, Rajiformes, Rajidae.